AUGCGUCAGUCAGCGCCACCAAACUGGAACAUUGGCUACACACCAUGGCGCUGGCCUAACGACGAUGUCUGGUCAUGGUGGCUACUGGCUCCGGUGAGCGGCUACAUGGAGCUGCGCACCAACGAGCCGUUGACGAACAUCGCGGUGGGUGCCAUGGCUGCCUGUUCGGCCUCCUUCGUUACGCACCCGAUUGAAGUGGCCAAGCUGCGCAUACAGCUGCAAGGCGAGCUCCUGCCGGUCAUUGCAGACAGGUCGGCGCGGGCACGUCCCGUGUACCGAAACACCCUGCAGUCUAUUUACACGAUAUACCGAUAUGAUGGCGUCCUCGCCAUUUACCGGGGGCUUCUCACAAACCUCGGCUACCAGCUGCUGGCCAAUGGUUUGCGCCUGGGCAUCUACCAGAUCAGCGAGGACCUCGGCUUGACGCAGGACAGAAACCUGGAGCCCAGCAUUCUACUUAGUGCCCUCUUCGGCGGCGUGUCUGGUGCCAUUGGGGCUUUCGUGAGCUCUCCCCUCUUUUUGCUCAAGACUCAUCAACAGCUGCACUCAUCGACAGCGGCCAUCGCUGUUGGCUACCAGCGCGGGUACGGGAGUGCGCACGCGGAACUGGUGAACAUCUACAGGACGCAAGGUGUCUGGAGGGGUCUCUGGCGCGCCACUUCCUGUAACGUGCUGCGGCUGUCCACGGGAUCGGCGCUUCAGUUGUCCACCUUCAGCGGCUUCAAGGGCGUUCUGGACACUGCGGUGGAAGGCGGCGUGCGCUACUUCUUCGUCAACACGCUCAUCGCGGCCGUCUUGUCGGGACUCGCGUCCGCGCCUUUCAUCGUGGUCUUGGACGUACUGCGGGUGCGUAUGUACGCGCAGCCUUCGAACCCGCGCGGCGAAGGCAUAUACUACAGCAGUAUGCGGGAUUGCAUCGUCAAGAUUAGGCAGACGGAAGGACUUCGGGGCCUGUGGCGAGGCAUCGGCGGUGCUUUCUUCUACACGAUGACGUCCUCCGUUAUCACGCUGGUCUCCUGGGAAGAGAUCAAGAAGGAGGUCGACGAAGACCGACAAGAGUCUGUCCAUGACAUCACUGAUUACGGCAUAAACUGA
Molecule: messenger RNA, 1095 nt
Organism: Rhipicephalus microplus (southern cattle tick)
Lineage: Eukaryota; Metazoa; Arthropoda; Arachnida; Ixodida; Ixodidae
Product: solute carrier family 25 member 35
Source: RefSeq, a predicted model, not a curated record